AUGUCAACACACAGCUACAAUCCCGUAACUAUUGAUGCCAAAUUAAUGGGCAUGAUCCUCAACCUGUUUAUCAAAACAGGGAACAUGGCUACAAUCCCUGAACUAUCAACUCCCAAAGUUCUAGCCACUGUUGUUAAAGAUUUUGCAUCAUUCUACGUUAAAGUCCCGUCUGAACCAGUAACUGUUGGACCUCCUAAUCCUGAUGCAGCUGCUACUGGAGAACCUGAACCGGAGUCAGAACCUGAACCUGAACCCGAAUCUGAACCUGAAUCUGAACCUGAACCAGAAUCAGAGGGAGUUAAAUCCAAUUCUGAGGCCUUUGUUGGUUGUGCACAGGACAAGAAUUGUUUCGGAUCUCCAAGUGGUUGUGAGAACACUAAAACCUGUGAUUAUAUGUUUACCUGGAAACUGGACGGGGAUAAGAUGGUUUGGGAAGGAUAUCGGAAAGGAUCUGGCUACGUGGCUGUGGGUGUAUCCGAGGAUAUUGAGUAUACAUGAAUAUAUUUAGAUGGUUUGGGAAGGA
Eurytemora carolleeae is the source of this 523-nucleotide messenger RNA. Its product is annotated as putative ferric-chelate reductase 1 homolog. Lineage: Eukaryota; Metazoa; Arthropoda; Copepoda; Calanoida; Temoridae. Bases 1 to 498 code for a protein of 165 amino acids. The transcript is spliced from 4 exons. The record is from RefSeq and is a predicted model, not a curated record.